Messenger RNA from Brassica oleracea var. oleracea, 1732 nucleotides. RefSeq names its product polyamine oxidase 1. NCBI's taxonomy places the organism in Eukaryota, Viridiplantae, Streptophyta, Magnoliopsida, Brassicales, Brassicaceae. Gene Ontology annotation, biological process: polyamine catabolic process. Gene Ontology annotation, molecular function: polyamine oxidase activity. Bases 126 to 1541 code for a protein of 471 amino acids. The record is from RefSeq and is a predicted model, not a curated record. The transcript is spliced from 9 exons.
UUCCUCCUGCCUCUAUAAAUAUACAAAGACCAAAAACAAAACGAAAACGUAACAACAACAACCUAUCUCCUCUCCUCUCGACCCCAACAAACAAAACACCUCUUCUUCCUUCACCCUCGCUCGCCAUGACGACCGCCUCCGUAAUUAUCAUCGGCGCCGGAAUCUCCGGAAUAACCGCGGCGAAGGAGCUGGCCGAGAAGGGAGUAGAAGACGUGUUGAUCCUCGAGGCGACGGACCGGAUCGGAGGGAGAAUACAAAAGCAGAGUUUCGGUGACGUGUCGGUGGAGCUCGGUGCUGGCUGGAUUGCUGGCGUCGGUGGUAAAGAGUCUAACCCUGUUUGGGAGCUCGCUUCUCGUCUUAACCUCCGUACAUGCUUCUCUGACUACACCAAUGCUCGUUACAAUAUAUACGAUCGAAGUGGAGAAAUCUUCCCGACUGGAUUCGCUGCUGACUCGUAUAAGAAGGCGGUUGACUCGGCGAUUCUAAAGCUAAAGAGCCUUGAAGCUGAAUGUGAUGGCCAAGAAGCUGAAGAAGCUCCUUCGUCACCAAAGACGCCAAUAGAACUCGCUAUUGACUUCAUCCUGCAUGAUUUCGAGAUGGCAGAGGUUGAGCCAAUAUCGACUUACGUGGACUUCGGUGAAAGGGAAUAUUUGGUUGCUGAUGAAAGAGGUUACGAAUCAUUGCUUUAUAAAAUGGCCGAGGGCUUUCUCUAUACCUCAGAUGGUAACAUUUUGGACAACCGCCUCAAACUAAACAAGGUGGUUAGGGAGGUGCAACAGUCGAGGAAUGGUGUUGUGGUGAAAACAGAGGAUGGUUCCGAAUACGAGGCCAAUUAUGUGAUCGUGUCUGCUAGUAUUGGUGUUCUCCAAUCCAAUCUUAUCUCAUUCCAGCCUCCUUUACCGAAAUGGAAAACUGAAGCUAUACAAAAAUGUGAUGUGAUGGUGUACACCAAGAUCUUCCUCAAAUUCCCUCAUUGUUUCUGGCCAUGUGGUCCUGGCCAAGAGUUUUUCAUCUAUGCGCACGAACAACGCGGCUACUUCACCUUUUGGCAGCACAUGGAAAAUGCGUACCCGGGGUCUAACAUUCUGGUCGUGACGUUGACCAACGAGCAGUCAAAGCGCGUGGAGUCCCAAUCAGACGAGGAGACACUGAAAGAGGCGAUGAGUGUUCUGAGGGACAUGUUUGGUCCCACUAUUCCUUACGCAACUGAUAUUCUUGUCCCUAGAUGGUGGAACAACCGGUUUCAGCGCGGUAGCUACAGCAAUUACCCUAUGAUAUCUGAUAAUCAGCUUCAACGAAAUGUCAAGGCUCCAUUUGGAAGGAUAUUAUUCACAGGAGAACACACAAGUGAAAAGUUCAGUGGAUAUGUGCAUGGAGGAUACCUUGCGGGUAUGGACACAAGUAAGACUUUGUUGGAAGAGAUGAAGCAGAGUUUGUUGUUGCAACCUUUACUCGCCUUCACCGAGUCUUUAACACAAACAGACCAGCGCUCUAAUCCUCAAAUGUACACUAAUGUCAAUUUAAUAUCAGGGAGAAGCUAGACCACCUAUAGCCCCUUUUUAUUAUUCUUUUUGAUCUACUUUUGGCAACUCAUGUGAAGUACUUAUAACAUAACACACGCCUUGAAAUAGACAAGGUGUUUCCUUUUGCAUUAACCGGAUAAACUCCGAUGAACUUGUGUGACAUUCUUAUCCAUUCUCUUUGCCAUUUAUUUAUCUCAAGUGUUUUCUUA